Molecule: messenger RNA, 2821 nt
Organism: Amoebophrya sp. A120
Lineage: Eukaryota; Dinophyceae; Syndiniales; Amoebophryaceae
Source: the annotation of a GenBank genome assembly
AGAUACACCCGAAGUGACGUCACGGUAAGCUGUUCUGAAGAAGCCGGUGCAGAUGUGAAGAACAAUGCUCAUGUUUAUUUGAGUUUCAGUUUAUUGUCCAAGCGCAACACUGAAAGCUGAUGGCAUACAAACAUGGCUACGCGUUCCGGAAGUUCUUCUCGUACUGCGAACACGCGGGGGCGACCGCCACAGAUUGCAGCAGCCACAACGACAAGAGGCACGUCAUCGAAGUCUAUGCCCGAUUCCGCUGGGGACACAUCAAAAGCCGUUGCCGCCGGGGACAGUAAUUCCACCACGGCAGCAUCCGCGUCCUUGUGGGGCAGCAUCUUAGCCGAGGCGCAAAAUGCCCAGAGACUGCGCCGACAAGAUGCGGAUCUGCUGAUUCUCGGGGAGGCCGCAGUCGCAGCGGACUUAGUGGAUCAACUUGCGGACUUUCCUCCCGAGGACCGCCUGGAUGCAACUUCGGUCGUCGACUACGCGUACUUGCAAUGGAAAAACGCAGGGGGCCACGCCGCGGUUUGGCUCUUGGCGGAUCCGACCCGCAAGGAAGUCCUUCUGGCCCAGCUUCGCAGGCGAAACGUCUCGGACCUGCGCAAACUCUGUGCUGUGAUUUGCCUAAAUUUGGAGGAGCCCUGGGGGCUAAUGGAACAGGUUCUUCUGGGCGUUUGUUUUACGGGAUGUCCUCGCACAAUGAAUUUAGCAAAUUGUAUCCUCCUCGCUGAUGUCCUCUACAUGCAAAGUAAGAAGUGCAACUACGCGAAACAGGAGUAGUUUUUGGGUUUCGCAACAUGCGCGUAACCUACCCCUUGAAUGCUCUUCUCAGGUCGAGUCGCAGCUUGCAGUCCUCAAAGGUGUAUUGCAAAGCGUAGCGUCAACCGAUUCUGCCGAGGAAGGCAUGCGCAACGUGGAGACCUUUCUUCAAAAAGCCUACGCAAAAUACCGCACUGGUCCUUCGUCUGCGGAUACUGCAGCGGACGCUCGCGACACAGACGCGACAAGCGCCAUGCGAGCAAAAGCCCAGGUAACCGGCGAAAGCAGCGGCAACGAGAGGCAGGACAAGAAUGGUGCCGAGAACUCGAACGGGCGAGACACAGGCAAAGCUGCGCUGGAGACGCUGACGCGCAACCUCGGCAUACCCGUGAUUUUUGUCGUGUGCCGAGCGGACCUAGCGGCCGGCAUUGCAAAGGAAAAAUCGUGCGUCGGCUGGAUGGACGCUGUGCCAUUGUACUUACGGAAAACGAUGUUGGCGUGCGGGGGGUCGCUUUUCUUUCACCAAGUCGCAAAGCGAAAGAACACGUCACUGCUGUACGACUACAUCGGCCACCGCCUCUUCGACACGAAGUAAUGAUUACACUCAAUUUUUUUUCUGAAACGUCCUCUGCACAGAUAGUGCCAGCAACAGCAUUUCCUUCAGAUGCUAAGACUAUAUAAAGGCAAGGUGCUCAAGAUCCUUCUUUUUCGCGAAAGAUUCUUCUCUAAAACAAUGACGCACUCUGCCUUUUUCGAUGUUUCCAGCAGUUCGAAAACUACAACUAUGAUCCAGGUUCGAAGGGGCCGUAGACGCGACAUCAGUCGAUGAAAUUCUUGUCCCCGCCGGCUAUGAUGACGAGCAGCGUCUUCUGGACGAUGCCGCCGACACCGUCGCGGCCCAGUUUGCACGGCCGUUCAGCGAGUUGGUGCAGCGGUUGCCAGCUCUUUUUCCGCAGGCGGACAAACAGCUGCCGCCGGUCUUACGCGCCGAGCCGGCCAACGCGUUCCUGGCGCGAACGAUGCGAGACAUGGCCUCGCGGAAAGACGGAAGUCAGCUAGAGGCCACGAGUUACGGGACGACGUCCUCCGCCGCAAUGCCUGCAAGCAGCAGCUCCGCAACGGGCGCGAAUCGGGGAGCAGGUGGCUCUUCGAACAACCAAGGAGGUAGUUCUUCGUCACAAGUCCGAGCAAAUUCUCGUGAUUCCCGUGCUGAUUUCUUUCGCAAUCUGGCCGAAAGGCCUGCGUCUGGGACUUCUGUGGGUGUUCCUGGACAGAGCGCCGCAGGCGCAGCGGAGCAAGCCUCCGCCGCGUCUUCCGCUGCGCCAGCGCGCGGGCGCGCAAGCGGGAGCAACGCCGCGGGAACAACCAACGGGGCGUCACGCACCGCGAGCAAUCCACGGGCACCUUCAGGGGGGCCGCCACCAGCCGGCAGAAGUGCUUCGAGAGACGGAGAAACUGUCAAGGAGAAGCUGGAACGGUUGAAGGCAGCAAAAGCAAAGCGCAAACCUGAUGCGGGAUGAGAGUAUGUGAGAGACCCAGCCGCGGGCGCGGGGGUCGUAGCUGGUGAGGACACUGUUGUAGAUCUUCUCUCAGACCUCCACGUCCACUAUGACACAGGGACAGUACGAACAUGCAUGGCACAGAAGGGCCGCGAUCCUCUUCGCCUCCCUUGUUCUCCUGGUUGCUUUCCAAGAAAAGGAUCUCAGCGGGAGCUUGACUAUGAACAAAGAUCUGCUGGCCACGCCACCAACUAUGUCAUGAGAUAGUGAUGGAUGCACAUGCACUUCCUAGAUACAUGAACUGAACAUGUUGCAAGGCGUUCGCUUGUGAUUUUACUGCAACAUGGAAGACCAUGACCAUACGAGCGUCGAGCGGACGAACCCAGCUAAUUUUGGCGUCGUUCUCCUGGUUGUGGUUGCGGAUGAGCGUGUUGUGAUCUACAAGAUGGAUGUCGUCUGGUCGUAACACCGGCGAUAUCCUAAACGAUCGUAGAAUCGCUAUCGCAUUCGCUUUCGCACCGAGAUGGAAUAAAUGGUGUCCAUUCAACAGAAGGGAAAAAAUUUGGAUCCGU